UUCAGCUUUUUUACAGAUUCUGUGAGGUUUGCUUCCAAUAUUUGCAUGCAAUUUGUCUAAUCCCUUCUUCUCUCCACCUAUGCAAUAUUUGCUGUGCCAUUGGCUGCAACACAACGUCAAAGCAUGAUAGAUCAACCCCCAUGAUUAAUAGUGGUUCUUUAGGCAUGGUGUUCUUUUCAUGAAAUGGUGUUCCUUUUUUUUUUUUUCAAACAUAACUGCUGAUUUUGGCCAAAGUGUUCUAUUUUAAUUUCAUCAGUCCACAGCACUGGUUUCCAACCUGAAUCAGGUUUGUGUAGAUGUUUCGUUACAUGCUUCUGGCAUUGGAUUGCAUAAUGAGGAUGCGGUAAGGUUUUCUUCUACUGACACUUCAACGAAGGUCUUGUUGGUGCAAGCAUCGCUGCACAAUGAAACGGUGCACCACCUCUGCUGAGUUUACUAAAUCUUCGUGCAGGUUUUCAAAUGGGAGUUUCGAUUUUCCUUUCUGACCAGCAUAUAAGCGGUUCUCUCUGAGAGUUUUGUUGUACGUCCAGAUUACAUCUUGACCUCCAAAGUUCCGCUAAAUUGCCAUCUCUUAAUUACAUUUCACACUGAGGAAACUGCAAGCUGACAAUGCUUUGCUUUCUUCUUGUAGUCUUCUCCUACAUUGUGGCCAAAAUAACUGUUUAGAGCUGUGUAAGCUCUGGCACUGAACCCAUGGUUGCUGAGUGUUCGCACAAGGUUUGAAGAGUCUGAGUAUUUGUACAGCUUUGAAAUUGGAACCAGCAAAUGUCCUAAUGACAGUUGUUGACAUGCCUCUGGCCUAACAGCCUUAUUAAGGUCUGAGAACAUGUAAAAAGAAUCUAAGACUUCGGAUCCUUUAGGGUCCCCAAACCUUUCCACAUGGCAAAAUUAUGUUUAUAUAUAUUAAAAAUGUUUGUUCAAUUAAUGACAUGAAUAGUGACUAUGCAAUAAUGUUUGCUGAAAAUAUUGUUUUUUUCCAUGUCCUAGAGACUCUGUGGUUACAUUGUUUAAAUUAUAAAAUCACCAAAAUAUACUAUUUGUCAAGGGGUCCCCAAACUUUUGCAUACAACUGAAAUCAUUUUUAUUGUUGUGGCGUACUGGAAAUUACAAAUAAUUUAUGAAUAUAUGUUUUGACUUAUUGUUGUCUCUUAUUGUUUAGGUGUUCUCUUCGUAAAUGUUAUCAAACUUUCAUCCCCUCUACAAGUUUCUUCAGUUCUGUACAUUUCAGUGGUCUGUAACUGCAGCAGCAUUACUUCAUGUUAUGGACAUUGUGUCACAUCCCAAGAUUAACUAGGUUUCAGAGGCAAGACACUGUGUCACUGUUUGGGUAAUUAGUGCCAGGAGUGGAAAGGGAAGUGGUUUCAACUCUGCUCAGCAGUCAUCAAUUUAGUAAAUAGGUGAAUUAGAUUGCUUUGGUAAACGUAUAAACCCAAGAAUCAAAUGGAAAUGUGUUUGGACAAAUGGAAAACUCACUGUCAACAAAAUGUACAGAUACACACUGGUUAUAGAACAAAAAAAAUACUGCCAAAUAUAUCCAAACAUAUCAGGAACAUCGAUGGACCUUCGAAUCGUAAACGAACGUUACAACAUCACAGCUCGUUUGUUUGACGAGAGUUAUCCGCACAGCUGCAAAGAGACUGUUUUCAGAGGUUUUCCUCCAGAAUUGGUUCGAUGUGGCCCCCCAUUAAGUGUAGACUUUAAACGCCAUUCAAGACAGCUGGACAUCUUGCCAUCCUGGGGAAUGGAGAAGAGGUAUAUCCAGUCUUACACAGUGAGAUACAAAGAACUGAAGGGACCGUCGUGGGCAGAGCCAACAGUGUAUUCACAGGAUAUAAAUAAAUUAACUGUGAGAAAUCUUAGCUCUUCGAUGACAUAUGAGGUGCAGCUUCGGGUUCUGGAGAACCAAAGAUGCACCCAGGUGCCCUGGAGCAAGAGUUUCCUUGUCCAACCAGAACUUACAGAUGAGCCUGUCAUUAAGAUGGUUAAAGAUAUUUCAAAAAUGAAAGGGAAGAGAUUGGUGACCAUCAAAUGGAAGUUUGCAGCCAGUGAAGUAUCUGAAGGCUACAGGGUGACUGUGAAGAAGUCAGGAGGGGAGACCACUGAGACCUUUAACACAAGCCACCCCUUACUCACGCUGAUCCUGUCUCACUCAGCCUACCAAUUUGAGAUAAUUGCUAUCAGCAAGGUUGGAACUUCGCCUGCUGCACAAAGGACUAUACCUCCAUUUUACGACAAAGGCUUAAACGGGAAGCUGAAGGUGACAUUUAAUGGCAAUACGUCCUUUAAUGUCUCAUGGGUCGAUGACCUAAUCAAAAACUACUCCUGCUUCGCAGUGGAGUGGUGGGGGAAUAAAGAGAAAGCUGCUCACAAAUCAUUUUAUGAGGAUGAGAAGAUAUAUAAAGUCAUACUAUUGGAUGAGCCAUUGCAGCAGUAUACAAGGUAUACCUUCACCCUGCACACAAGGCUAGACAAAGAUGUCUGCAACCUAAAAUCCAUCAACAACAGUGAGAGCACCUACGGGAGCAUUCAAGCCUACUUCAAAGAAGGAAUUCCCAUCAGUGCUCCAGGGAACAUCAGCAGCAAUGUUACCCAGAGUUCCAUGGUGCUAGAGUGGAUAGCUGUCCCUGAGGAGGACACCAGAGGUUUUCUUCUUGGCUACAUUCUCUACUACAGAGAGAAUCCACAGGAUGGGACAGAAACUGAGACAAACAUUACUAUAGAUGCUGGUUCAAUGAGCUACGAGUUGGUUGACCUGAAGAGCAGCACUGUGUACAAGGUCCAGUUGUCUGCCUUCACUGGUGCAGGAAUGGGAGUGAGAAGCUCAGCUGCAUACUUUGAAACCAAGCCAAAAGAUUGGCUUUUUAAUCCGUCAUCAUACUUUACUGCAAAUGGUGUGAUAGCAGGGGUUGUUGCUGGAGUACCUAUACUCUUACUUUUGGUUCAUCUUUCUUCUAUGUUGUUUAAAAGGGCAAAGAAACUACCUUGGCCAAUUAUCCCUAAUCCUGAUAACAGCAAUGCCAUCCAGAAAUUAGAUGGGGUCUGUGAGCUGAAACUCCUGGACCCCAAUAACAGCCAGACGUUAGAAGAAGAGGAGGGAGACUCUAAAAGUCUGUGCAUCAUUGAUAGAAAUGAAGAAAUAUCUUCCAUUAGCAACAUCUACAGCAACAAUGACAUGUGUCCACAGUUGAACACAGACCAAACGGGGGCCCAAGGGCCUUCUACAUCCACCACAGACUCCCCCAAGCCAAGUUCAGUAGAUCUUCAAACUGACACCGCCACUGCCUGUAAAGCAGCAGGUCCCACUUCCGACAUGGAUGCACGUACUAGCACAGACAUGACACAGACCGCCAUGGCUCCAAACAGCACGGUGGCCCACAAGUGCCCCCCCUUGGCCUUUCUGAGCGAUUACACCACCAUGGAACUCUUCCAACAGACCAUGCCUCAGGGCAUUUCUGCCACAUGUUCAUCAUUGACUCAGGGUCCAUCGAGCCAGUCAACAGACACAGACUCAACUCUGACUCCACUAGAGUUGCAUUAUAUCUGCCCGUCCCUCAGUCAAACUGCCAUCCAACCAUCCCACGGCAGCGCCAGUGAAACUCAGAACGCAGAGGAAUGUUACACAGUCCUUUGAUUUUUACCAGUCAUUCAAAGUAGUUGAUGUAAAACUAUUAUAAACUGUAUGUAAAGAACCAUCUCACUACAUCCUAUUAUAAACUGUAUGUAAAGAAACAUCUCACUGCAUCCUAUUAUAAACUGUAUGUAAAGAACCGUCUCACUGCAUCCUAUUAUAAACUGUAUGUAAAGAACCAUCUCACUGCAUCCUAUUAUAAACUGUAUGUAAAGAACCAUCUCACUGCAUCCUAUUAUAAACUGUAUGUAAAGAACCAUCUCACUGCAUCCUAUUAUAAACUGUAUGUAAAGAACCAUC
Esox lucius (northern pike) is the source of this 3928-nucleotide messenger RNA. Its product is annotated as interleukin-31 receptor subunit alpha. Gene Ontology annotation, molecular function: protein binding. NCBI's taxonomy places the organism in Eukaryota, Metazoa, Chordata, Actinopteri, Esociformes, Esocidae. The record is from RefSeq and is a predicted model, not a curated record. The coding region runs from base 1484 to 3631 and encodes 715 amino acids. Gene Ontology annotation, biological process: cell-cell adhesion. The transcript is spliced from 16 exons.